AUGAAGCGCGACCGGUCGCCGGAGUGGAAAGUGGAGCAGAAGGGGAGGUUCACCGUCUACACGGAGGAGGUUCCCGGGAACGAGCGGAAGCGGAGUUGUGGCCCGCAGGAGGAGGAGUCUUCGCAGCGGGAGGCUACACCGGCUGAGCCUGCGUCGCGGCGGGCUGUGCCUGUGGUGGAGCAGCCGGUGCGACAGGAGAGUCCGUCGGCUUUGCAGCCGGUGCCGGAGGAGACGCGGCCGGUAGAGCAGCCAGGAGGCGGGAUCGUGAAGAAAGAAGUCCCCGAGGGAGACCGUCCGCUCCGCGAGCCUCCGCCUGGGGCGUGA
Messenger RNA from Spirodela intermedia, 324 nucleotides. The record is from the annotation of a GenBank genome assembly. NCBI's taxonomy places the organism in Eukaryota, Viridiplantae, Streptophyta, Magnoliopsida, Alismatales, Araceae.